CUCAUUCCUCUCAGCUCCAAACUCCAACGGGAGAUCUUCACGUGGACUCAAAUGCAAUGCCCACUUCACUUUUAGCGCGUCAUGAUACAUCCCUCCUCUCUCUCCUACACCAAACACUCUCCCUUUCAACCUCCACAACCACCAGAAACAAAACAUCAUCACAAUGUCGAGCCAGUCAGGCGGUAUCACAGUCCAACACAACCCCUCCUCAACAAGCUAUCGCCUCAUCGAACUCCCUCCCGACCUAUUAUCUCUUCUAGAAUCCGAAGAUGCACCCGUAUUGACCAUGGAGUCCUCUGAUUCAUCGGCUGUUAUCAAAACGCCUACAAAGACAUAUGCUCUUCGUCAAAAGAACACUUCAAAUGCUCUCAUGCUCCUCACACCUACGCCUCUGCCCACAUCAUCAGAUGGACCCGUUGAGCAGGGCAUCUCUAUUAUUUCGACCAUCAAGGAAACUGUAGAGCUAGAUACUGUUCCUGAUGUGUCUUCUGGUACUGCGAAAGGACUUGGUGGCGGCAAAGGGAAGUGGCAUGAGCGAUUCGGGAGAAACAGGUAGUGCACUGGCUAUAUAUGAAUAUUAUGAUACACUCUGAUUGCUUGUUGAAAGAAAUUAACGCUGUCUAAUAACAUGACGAAGACCCCAGUCUCGCAGUUCAUGAA
This is a messenger RNA of Fusarium verticillioides 7600, 660 nucleotides long. RefSeq lists its product as hypothetical. The coding region runs from base 164 to 556 and encodes 130 amino acids. The record is from RefSeq and is a predicted model, not a curated record. Lineage: Eukaryota; Fungi; Ascomycota; Sordariomycetes; Hypocreales; Nectriaceae. Gene Ontology annotation, cellular component: Ctf18 RFC-like complex. The transcript has 2 exons. Gene Ontology annotation, biological process: mitotic sister chromatid cohesion.